CUGUGUAUAUUUUAUAAAAAUAGUUUAAUGCCAUUUGUCUUAAUCAGUAUGACCAGUUGAAAUACACAUCGAAUGUAAAGAAUUGUGAAAAAAAUAAAAACGUUCAAUAUUUUUCAUUCAUUGCCCCUUUUAAUCCUAUGGAGAUGCUUUCUCUAAUCUGCAUAAGCAUAUGCGACAAUGUAGGCUAUUGAUGUGUCUUUUUUAUUUCUAUACUUACUUAAACUCUAUGUUAUAGAAACAGUCACUUGCAAAAACCUGCAUUAUAGCAAAUAGUCAGUGGGGUCCUAUGGGAAAGUAAGCAUCUUGAUGAACUUUGAACGGUUUGUUAUGUCAUGUGUCAUAUGAUAACAGAUGUAUACAGGCAACACAAAGCGAAUCAGUUUGCUUUCAGCAGCAGAUCAUUCAACAUGUUGGGCUCCUUGACUCUGGUGUGGAUAUGCAUCGUUCUCAUAUUCCUCUUCAUUCGGAUCCAGAAGCCCAAGAACUUUCCUCCUGGACCUCAACCUCUUCCAAUAUUUGGGAACCUGCUUCAUUUGAACAUUGCCAAUCCUUUGAAAGAUUUUAAAAGAGUAUUGUAUUAGUCAUUCAUUUUAAAGAAUAAGGACAUUGUUGUUUUAAUGACUCAGGAAUAUUCUUGUCACCUUAAAUCAAAAUAUUUUUUUUUGAAUGUUAAAAUUCAUUUCGUUGCUAUAUUUUCAGUUUUCAGAACAAUACGGGAAUGUUUAUGGAUUGUUUUGGGGAUCAAAACCAGCUGUGGUUCUAAAUGGUUUUGCGGUUAUAAAGGAAGCUCUGGUUACAAAAGCUGGAGACUUUUCAGGACGGCCACAAGACUUCAUGACCAAUCAUAUGACAGAGAAUAAAGGUGUCAUUUUGGCUGACUAUGGCCCUGGCUGGAAGGAGCAUCGACGCUUUGCCCUCAUGACUCUGAGGAACUUUGGACUUGGGAAGCAAUCCAUGGAGGAGAGGAUUCUGAAGGAGAUCUCACAUAUUGUUGCUUGUCUGGACCAAAACGCUGGGGGAAUCAUGACUCCUCAGACAUUAUUUCACAACGCUGCGUCAAACGUAAUCAGCUUGGUUUUGUUUGGAACGCGUUUCGAUUACAAAGAUGAAUUCCUCAAGCGCUACGUUCAACUCAGUACAGAGAUUUCAAAGAUCGUCAAUGGACCGUGGAACAUGAUAUAUGACACAUUUCCUGCAUUGAGACACAUGCCUCUACCAUUUAAAAAAGGAUUUGAGGUCAUGGGAGAGAUGAAAAACAUGACUUUGAAUUUGAUCAAUGAGCACAAGAUGACGAGAGUCCCAGGAGAGCCCAGAGACUUCAUUGACUGUUAUAUGGAGGAACUUGAUAAGAGAGGAAAUGAUGGUUCCAGCUUUGAUAAAGCCCGGCUCAGUAUGUUCAUUGUGGAUUUGCACUUUGCCGGCACUGAUACUACAUCCAACACCCUCCUCACUGCAUUUCUCUACCUCAUGAACCACCCCGAUGUUCAGACGAGAUGUCAGCGAGAGAUUGAUGAUGUUCUGGAAGGUAAAGAUCACGCGUCAUUUGAAGACAGACACAACAUGCCGUACACACAAGCUGUGAUUCAUGAAGUUCAGCGUGUUGCUAACACAGUCCCAUUGAGUGUGUUUCACUGCACCACCAAAGACACAGAACUGAUGGGUUACAACAUCCCUAAAGGAACUCUUAUUAUCCCUAAUCUUACUUCUGUACUGAAUGAAGAAGGUCAGUGGAAGUUUCCUCAUGAGUUUAAUCCAGACAACUUCCUGAAUGAUCAGGACCAGUUUGAGAAGCCUGAAGCCUUUAUGCCCUUUUCUACAGGACCCCGUGUGUGUCUUGGUGAGGCUCUUGCUCGUAUGGAGCUCUUCCUGAUCUUGGUAACUCUUCUGCGCCGUUUCCAGUUUGUUUGGCCUGAAGAUGCCGGGAAACCAGAUUACACCCCAUUGUUUGGCGUCACACAAACACCCAAACCUUACAGAAUGCACAUCAAACUCAGAGAAAUAGCCAAAUGAUACUGAUCAUUACAUAUUGUCAGGGUGCAACUACAACUGUGUAUAUUACAUUAAAAUGUGUCUUAUUUCCCCAACACUUAUAACAAAUGUCUUUGUGUACAGUUCAGCUUUUUGGUAAAGAUCUACUUUUCUUACAUGGUUGACCUUUCCUAAAUAAAUGUGGUUUUAUUCUGUC
This is a messenger RNA of Triplophysa dalaica, 2185 nucleotides long. Its product is annotated as cytochrome P450 2F2-like. NCBI's taxonomy places the organism in Eukaryota, Metazoa, Chordata, Actinopteri, Cypriniformes, Nemacheilidae. The coding region runs from base 667 to 2010 and encodes 447 amino acids. Gene Ontology annotation, molecular function: oxidoreductase activity, acting on paired donors, with incorporation or reduction of molecular oxygen, reduced flavin or flavoprotein as one donor, and incorporation of one atom of oxygen; iron ion binding; heme binding. Gene Ontology annotation, biological process: xenobiotic metabolic process. The record is from RefSeq and is a predicted model, not a curated record. The transcript has 8 exons. Gene Ontology annotation, cellular component: intracellular membrane-bounded organelle; cytoplasm.